AAGAAAGAAGUGCCGGGGCUUCUUCUCGUGAUUUGCAUUUUUUCACCUCUCCACCCUUUUUGCUUUUCCCUCAUUCACUUUCCCCACCGUCUUCUCGUGCCCUAGUCUCUCUCUCUCUCUCUCUCUCUCUCUCUCUCUCUCUCAAAUCGAUUCUCCCGAGUAAUCUUGGAUCGGAUUCUCUGAGUGGGCAAGAUCGACAACUCCGUUUCAGAGAGUCGUGGUCAUAAUCAUCUGUAACUUGUGGUGUCUUGAUGGAAUAGUGCUCACAACAUGGACGGUUCUGAUGACCACAACACUGAACAUGUGGGUUCCAGUGGGCUGUGAUAGAUGCUGAAUCCUGAGUCGUGAAAGAGGCGAGAUGAACUCAUCUGUUGAAUGAUUAAAAGGACAAUUGUGGUGUGCAAAUCUGAUGGGUGAUAUCAGGAUCCGGAUGGUGUGGUUUGAAUCGAGUAUAUACUCUCUGAAUCAAGGACUUAAUAUGCUUGAUGAGAAUCUGAAAGCAAACGUGUGGUCAUCUUCAAUUUCUGUGCUCUGCAAUCCCCAAAUAGCUUCCCUGGAGAUGGGUUAGUUUUAGCUCAACGCCAUAUUCAACUUCUUGUUAUGCUGGCUUGCAUUAGACCAAAUUAGGCUGCUGGCGCUGCCACAAGAGAUGGGCUUCCUUUCGGGUGCUUCCGAAAUUGUUGAAGCAAAGGAAGAAACGGAUUCAGUUCAUUACUCUAAAGGAUCAAUUCCUCCAAGUUUUAAAUCAAGAGCAGAUGAGGGAGCUGAAAAACAUAACCCGUCAAUGUCGAAACUUUAUUCGGAGGAAGAUGACAUUAAUCGGCUUAUAGAGGCGAUUGCUCUCAGAACAUCUUCUAGGGGUCUAGGCACUUCAGGUGAAUUAGUAGGCACAUUGCGAAAGAAUCCUCAGAAAAGGCCAAUUAGAGUUGGUAUAUCACAAGCAUCAGGUAUAGGAAUUUCUGAAGCAGUGACCUUGAAGCAGGCAUUAAGAGGGUUAUGCAUUUCUCAGGCAUCUGAGAUGGCUGCCAUGAAACGGUUGUCAAAGCCAUCUGGCUUAUCUGGUUUUUCAGAAGCCGGGACUAUUAAAAGGAUGUAUAGAUCGGUGGUAGUCCAGGCUGCUGAAACUGGUCUUUCUGUUAACAAAGAUAAAGGGAAUUUGCUGGAAAUAUCCCUUGUGCCAGAAAAAAACACCUCAAAUGAUGAAAAGACACCCGAGUCCUUGCAAGCACCCAAGGUGGAAUCAUUGAAUGAGAGUGCUGUUCCUUCUCCCCACUGUGCAGUUGCUUCCACAUCGAAGGUAGUGAAGGCCAAAGCAUCAGCCCAAGAUGGGGCACUUCCUGCCUUGUCAUGCACAACAACAGAUUCGAAGCCUGGGAUGAAGGGAGAUCUGAAUUCAGCAUCGUCUUCUCUAUGUGGAUCUCAAACUGGUUCUGAAGUUAGCAAUUCGCAUGCAAGUCUGCGUGCAAUCAAGCCAGCCUUUAGGAAGAAGAGCUGUGGCAAGAAGAAAGGAAAGCAAGAUUCUGCAUCUGAAUCUAGCAGUUUGAAUACACAUGUUGAAGUUGAUAGAGUCCAAUUGAGCCCCGGGACAAGUAAGUUGGGGCGCCUGACCGAUAAAUGUUCUUGGAAGAAUGUGAAGAAAGAAUACGACUCGUCGGCAUCAAGUAGUACAAACCCUAGUGUUGAAGUAAGCCGAAUGAACGGGAACACUUCUGUAAGUAAAUCUGAUAUCAGUUUUAAUCACUUGGGUUCAAAAGAGAAGGGGGAAUGCUCCCAAAGCUCAAAAAGCAGCAUUGGCGAAUAUAGCACUAGCACGAGCAUCAGCGAAGAAAGCAAUCAGAGUGGCUCCAGUUGUAAUGGCAAUAGGCCCCACAUGUCAAAAGAUUUGAGAUGGGAAGCCAUCCGCCAUGUAGAGAUGAGGCAUGGUUGCUUAGGACUAAGACACUUCAAGCUUCUCAAGAGGCUUGGUUGCGGAGAUAUUGGCACUGUGUAUCUUGCCGAGCUGACAGGCACAAAAUGCCUAUUUGCGGUGAAAGUCAUGGAUAAUGAUUUCUUAGCGAGCAGGAAAAAGAUGCCGAGGGCUCAAACAGAGAGAGAGAUACUGCAAAUGCUGGAUCAUCCUUUCCUUCCGACACUAUACACCCAUUUCAUGACGGAUCGACUCUCAUGCUUAGUUAUGGAGUAUUGUCCUGGUGGAGACCUGCACGUCCUCCGGCAGAGGCAGCCAGGCAAGACUUUCUCUGAACAAGCAGCCAGGUUUUACGCUGCGGAAGUCCUCCUUGCACUGGAGUACCUACACAUGCUGGGGGUGGUGUACCGAGAUCUGAAACCGGAAAACAUUCUAGUUCGGGAAGAUGGUCACAUCAUGCUCUCGGAUUUCGACCUGUCUCUCAGAUGCGCAGUAAGCCCAACACUCCUUAAAUCGUCUUCACCCAGUAGAGAUCCGCCUGCCAAAAGAUCAUCGGGACCUUGUUCUGAAUCUGGCUGCAUUGACCCUCUCUGCCUCCAUCCGUCUUGGGUCCACAUGCCGUGUUUUACACCUAGGCUUUUUGUAUCUGCCGCCACCUUGAAGACCCGGAAGCUGAAAUCUGACCUAGCUUCCCAGGUCAGCCCACUGCCACAGCUUGUGGCAGAGCCUACCAGUGCACGGUCCAACUCCUUCGUCGGGACCCAUGAGUAUUUGGCCCCCGAGAUUAUCAAAGGGGAGGGCCAUGGCAGUGCCGUUGACUGGUGGACAUUUGGGAUCUUCCUAUAUGAGCUUCUGUUUGGCAGGACACCCUUCAAGGGAUCGGGGAAUGAGGACACCUUAGCCAACGUGGUCUCACAGAGCCUGAAGUUCCCAGAAAAUCCCCCCGUUGGUUCUCCAGCAAAGGACCUGAUCAGAGCCCUGCUGAUUAAGGAGCCGGAGAACCGGCUGGGGUCAGCCAGAGGGGCCACCGAGAUAAAGCAGCACUCUUUUUUUGAUGGUCUAAAUCUGGCUCUGAUUCGGUGUGCCUCGCCACCGGAGACACCGAAGAUCGACUGUCCUGGGACUCCGGCAAGGGUGGGCCAGAAAAAGGAGAGCAGGUGUCUAGAGUUCAGGUCUAAUGGAGAGCCUUUGGAGUUUGAGCUGUUCUAGGAAAGGUCCUGUUUGGCUGUGCCUUUUUAUCUUUUCUUGAAUCUGUUGUUGUAACUGAUAGCUCUUAUAAAAUGUAAAAAAUGGCAGUAAUAUUCUCAUGUUAAUAGUAUAAAUACGAUUAAAAAAAUCUAUGUAGCAAAGAUAGAUACAAUGCACCCUAUGUUUUUCAUAUAUACACCCCUUCUUUUCUA
Molecule: messenger RNA, 3306 nt
Organism: Magnolia sinica
Lineage: Eukaryota; Viridiplantae; Streptophyta; Magnoliopsida; Magnoliales; Magnoliaceae
Product: serine/threonine-protein kinase D6PKL1
Exons: 4
Coding region: 650-3115 (821 amino acids)
Biological process (GO): protein phosphorylation
Cellular component (GO): plasma membrane; cytoplasm; nucleus
Molecular function (GO): ATP binding; protein serine/threonine kinase activity
Source: RefSeq, a predicted model, not a curated record